UUCCUCUUCUUCUAUGACUAAAUAUUAUUCUACUUAUUUGUUUUGUCCAUUUCCUUCAAAAGUUACUAAAAAUGCAUCAUCCACACCAGGAGUAUUACUACCCUUUUCCUUGUUUGUGUUGCAACCCUCAUACUUACAUUAGAAUGGUACAAAAUAUGAUAGAGAGGUGUUUGGUGCUUGGGAUGAAUAGAGAUGAAUGCGUUAAGACAUUAGCUAUACAUGCCAGUAUCCGCCCACUAGUAACACUAACAGUGUGGAAAGAGCUUCUGAAGGAGAACAAGGACUUCUUUCAAGCUUAUUUCACCAAUAUAUCUUCACCAGUACCCUCUUUAAGCUUUCAAAGAGAACCAAGAUUUGGAAGAAGGAAACAAUAUUGGCAAUGAAUUACAUUUGCAAAGGGGCGGAUUGAAGAACAAUAUUAAUCUCUAGCUAGGGCGUCAAAGGCCGAGUCAGGAUGUUUAAUUAAUUAUGGAUUCUAGAUCAUAAUAAUUUUUUAAAAUAUAAAUAUAAAUUUAAACUAAAAUUAUUGAGUUCUA
This is a messenger RNA of Solanum dulcamara, 536 nucleotides long. RefSeq lists its product as uncharacterized. Lineage: Eukaryota; Viridiplantae; Streptophyta; Magnoliopsida; Solanales; Solanaceae. Bases 72 to 383 code for a protein of 103 amino acids. The transcript has 4 exons. The record is from RefSeq and is a predicted model, not a curated record.